Messenger RNA from Cyprinodon variegatus (sheepshead minnow), 3192 nucleotides. RefSeq names its product sorting nexin 16 (gene snx16). Lineage: Eukaryota; Metazoa; Chordata; Actinopteri; Cyprinodontiformes; Cyprinodontidae. The transcript is spliced from 9 exons. Gene Ontology annotation, cellular component: late endosome; extrinsic component of endosome membrane; early endosome. The coding region runs from base 284 to 1264 and encodes 326 amino acids. The record is from RefSeq and is a predicted model, not a curated record. Gene Ontology annotation, molecular function: phosphatidylinositol binding. Gene Ontology annotation, biological process: protein targeting to lysosome; endosome to lysosome transport; early endosome to late endosome transport.
AACUGUCGUUGCGGUAAAGCUUUGAGUUCAAACAGGCUAACAGAAAAGGUCGGCAUGCCGUGAUAACCAGGCAUGAGCGGAACAGGAACUUAGCUUCAUUCGCACGUCAAAUUAAAAAAACAAACCAAAGGGAAUAACAUCUCGUUUUAAGCCUGAAGAGUCAAUGUCAUCCUCUGAAGGCCCCUGUUAGACCUCGUCACCACAGAAACCAAGACGGACCACUCAGAGUUCUGCUGGUGUGAAAAGCCUUGAUUCCAGCUGAAGAAGAACCAAACUCAGGGAGAUGGCCUCACCCUUCGUGCCUGUCCCCGUCCCCAUGGACCGAGCUCUGUCAGGCGGCAAGCUGAGGCGGCCGCAGCGCACCGCGUCUCUCGGAAGCGUCUCUAGCAGCUCAGAGUCCUCGUCCCCCGUCACCAGGUCAGCGAGGGAAGAGCGGAGAGGAUCGGGUUCACAGCGGCAGUCUCGAUGCGCGGACAGAGCCAACCGCAGCCUGACGCCCCCGCCCCUUCAGAGCCCCGUGACGCGGGCCAGGCUGAACGGGACGCUGGACACUUCUGUCCAGUACUCCGCCUGUCCGCGGUCGGCUUCAGAUCCUGCUGGGAGCCAGCAAGCAGAGGAGAGGCCGAUCACCCCUACGGUGCUGGGGUACGAGGUCAUGGAGGAGAGAGCCAAGUUCACGGUUUAUAAGAUUCUGGUCAAGAAGAGAUCGGAUGAGAGCUGGGUUGUGUUUAGGAGGUACACAGAUUUCUCCCGACUCAACGACAAGCUAAAGGAAAUGUUCCCCGGCUUCCGGCUCUCGCUGCCUCCUAAGAGGUGGUUUAAAGACAACUACGACACGGACUUCCUGGAGGACAGGCAGCUGGGACUACAGGCUUUUUUGCAGAACUUGGUUGCACACAAAGACAUCGCCAACUGCCUUCCGGUGAGGGAGUUCUUGUGCCUCGAUGACCCACCUGGGCCUUUUGAUAGCCUUGAGGAGAGCAGGGCGUUCUGUGAGACUCUGGAGGAGAGCAACUAUCGCCUCCAGAAGGAGCUGCUGGAGAAGCAGAAAGAGAUCGACUCCUUGAAGAGGAAGCUGGAGGAGAGGGAGCAGACCAUCCUGAUGCUGGAGAAGCACUUCAAUGGGGGAUGUGCGAGCCCGGGGUCCUCAUGCGGUCUGUCGGCUCAGGGAAGUGAGGGCAGCGCAGACGUGGAUGUGGAGUCCUCUGCGGCGGAGGCAGAUCAGGACACACCUGACGACACUGGCAGUGCGGCUGCAGUCUGAAAGCAGAGCAUCCUUCCCUGUCAGGGACAGGUGUCGGCUCCAGCCCGUGCGGUCCUCUGCUUGCUGGUGCAGGCCGUCACUGAGCAGCUCUCCUCCGGUCAUCCAGGUCACUCAGCUGUUCCACAACAAAGCCUAAGAUCAGCUCCAAGCCCUGUCCUUUAUCCUCUCUCUCUUUCGCCUCCAUCAUCCUUCUAUUUUCCAUGUUUCAGGCUGGAAGUGAUGUUUGACCUGAAAGAGUCGGGAGUUUAUUCCCCUGCAGCAUAAAGUUCAGAGGAAGUAGCAUGACUCUGACUUUAGCUGUGGGUUAUUUUAUCUGGCAACUAAAACACUUAAACUCCAAUGAAGCUGAUCCCUUUGCUCUGGAAUCUCGAUAUAAAUUUCUCUUGACUUCGACAAACUGGAAGACUUUAUUUCUUUGAAAAUCUGACAAUCUCCAACUAAAUUAACCAUCAACAUCUCAGACAUUUCUUUGCCUUUUGAGAAGAAAUCUUCUCCGAACUGAUGGACAGCACCUCCAUGUGGCUGUGUGAGCAGAUCAUCAGGUUAAGCUCUGGGUGGUUCAAUAUGCAGGUCCCUCGUGUCAAUACUUUGUUCUGCCACUGACUUAUUAUAAACCAACAUUUUACCAUUUUGGGCCAGUUUGCAUCCAGAGGCCAUCAUUCCCUCUUGUUUUAAGUGCCAAGUGUGGUAUGGAAGCUCCAAACUGCAGAACCAAUGUGGAGCACAUAGCUGAUAUGUAAACAAAUCAUUUUAAUGACGUUUAAACGGAAGAAAAGAAUGAACCUGUCCUGUUAAUCCAAUCAUUACUUAAUAAUGUAGCUGAGGUUGAAUUUAACAUUUCAGCCUGUUUACUUCAGUGGUUUUCCUCCUUACCUCCUUAUGUUAACGUGCAGCUUUGGUUUGAUAUGUGGGGGAUUUGACAUGAACAUGCACUUUAAGAUAUUAGACUCUGUUAUUGAUUCAUGUUGAAAUGAUUUGCUUUUGAUGCUUGAUGUGUUUAAUUCUCUAUGAAAUAUGUCAACACUAAGAAUUAGUUUUUUUUUUUUUAUUAAAACCACACACCUCGUUGUUUUAUCAGAUGAUGUGAUCGUUCAAGAGGCUUCCGGUCUCCACUUUGUGUUGAGAUUUAGUCAAGUGAUGCGAAUCGAACCCCAUAUUUUACAUCACAAAUGGUGCUAAUUUACUUGGCAAAAAAAAAAUUAAAAAAAUCCUCCACAGCUGGAAGGCUUGACAGACCGCAGGUCUAAAAAAAAACAUCCCAUCUAGACUGCUUCCUGGUGAACCAGUCACCAACACAAGCCAUAGUUUUGUAAUCUAACUCUGAAGAGGCGGACGUAUGGCACGGCGGCCAUGUUAGCUGACCAUCUGUGGCUUCUGGCUCUUCAAUCAUCAGGUAAUGAGGGGGUUUAAGGCCUGGAGCAGGUCAGGUUAUGCACUUUAUGGGUGAAUGACGAAGCUUAACGGCUGCUCUGAUGUUUUUACUGUUUCCAAGAUGGAAGACGUGCCCUUUUGAUCACUACAAGCUUCUGAUUUCUUACCAGGUUUAAAAUGUUAAUGUCUGUCUUGUUUGAUUCGUGCUUUGCUGAGUAAUGAAGUGCCUUGAAAGGUUGUUUUGUUAUCUUUUUUUUCUUUUGGCUUUUGGUUGAUUUGUGCAGGGCAUGAAACAUAUCCUCUCUCCCUCUGAUGGAAAAGGUUUUAAAUAACAAUUAUGUGUGUAUAUAUAUUAAUGUUUUGAAUAGACAGAUAUACCAUGUUUUUUGUAAUAUUACACUACACCUUAGCUUAUUUACACACCUGUAGGCUCAAUUUAAUAUGUCUGAUUACAUAUAACUUUUGAUCACAAGAUUUGAAAAUGAUGCUGUAGACACUGUUACACAUGCUGCUUAUAAGGUAAAUAAAUAUUCACAUUAUUAAAGAGAGAGUAACAU